CGUGAACGUCGUGCGCGCUCACGACACACCAGGAAAUAUGGCGGCGCUCAUGACGCUCAGUCAGCUAUCAAGUGGAAAUGCAGCUUAUGAAACUUAUUACAGACGGCUUGAUCCCGGGAACACAGGCAAAAUCUCAGCCGGCGAUGCAGCUCCGUUUCUUAAAAAGUCUGGAUUAUCAGACAGUACACUUGGGAAAAUUUGGGAUUUGGCAGAUUCUGAUAGAAAAGGAUAUUUGGAUAAGCGGGGAUUUUUCAUUGCUCUGAGACUGGUGGCGACAGCACAGGGUGGAAAUGAUAUCAGCCUCAAUAACCUAAACCAAACCGCCCCUGCACCCAAAUUUAGAGACACUGACAGCCCAUUAUUAAGUGUGUCAGCACCAGCAUCUGACUCUCAGUGGGCAAUUAAACCUGAUGAAAAAGGGAAGUUUGAGGGAAUAUUUGAAAGUCUGUCCCCCGUGAAAGGUCUUCUCUCUGGUGAGAAAGUCCGACCGGUUUUGAUAAACUCCAAGCUACCUUUGGAUGUGUUAGGAAAGAUUUGGGACUUAAGUGAUGUGGACAAAGAUGGACACCUGGACAAAGAGGAAUUUACAGUGGCCAUGCAUCUUGUGUAUCGUGCCAUGGAAAAGGAACCUGUCCCGAGCAGUUUACCGUCUUCUCUGAUCCCACCUUCUAAAAGGAGGAAAUCUGCGCCUACGCUUCCUGGUGCAGUGGCUGUGCUGCCUGCUUUGUCCGGUCUGUCGUCCAGCCCGGUUCCUCUCAGAGACUCCCUGCGAAGCACUCCUCCUCUUGGGAGUUCUGCUCUAGGGAGCACAAGCCCCCUCAGCUCCAGCGCUAUCAACCUUUCCCCAAAACACUCCUUUAAAUCCAGCUCAGCGCCAGCGGUGAAUUGGGUGGUACCGGUGGCUGACAGAGAGAAAUAUAACGAUCUUUUCAAGAAGACUGAUGUCAGCAAAAAUGGCUUCAUUACAGGAACUGACAUCAUAGAGAUCUUCAUGCAGUCCAACCUCUCUCAGACAAUGCUGGCUCAGAUAUGGGGUCUUGCUGACACAAAACAGACGGGCAAGCUGAACCAGGAACAGUUUGCUCUGGCCAUGCAUUUCAUCCAGCAGAAGGUGAACAAAGGCAUAGACCCUCCCUCUACCCUCGCUCCAGACAUGAUCCCCCCAUCAGAAAGGACUUCAGCUUCGAGCACUAGUUAUUUGGGGCUUCUUUUUUCUGUGAGACCAGACCUCGCUUCAACGGCUAAUGUGUGCAGAGACAGCGCCAGCUCCGUUGGGCCCGUAGAGCUGACAGGCAUCAAAGAGCUAGAUGACCUCAGCCAGGAAAUAGCUCAGCUGCAGCGGGAGAAGUUUUUCCUGGAGCAAGAGAUUAAGCAACAGGAGGAAACAAUUAGGCAAAAAAACACAGAUGUUCAGGAUGCGCAGAGUGACUUGGAUAGAGAACAAAACAGUUUGCACAGCCUGGACUCCCAGAAGCAGGAUGCCCAGGUAUGCCUGGAUGAAAUGGACCAGCAGCGCUCCAAACUGGAGGGAAUGUUGAACGAAGUGAAGCAGAAGUGCCAGGAAGAGAACCAACAGAUCUCAUCGCUGCAGAGCCAGAUCCGCUCUAAAGAGACGAACCUCCGCAGCCAGGAAGACGAGGUCGGUCGCACCAAGCUGGACCUGAGUCGGCUGCAGGACGAGGAGUCCCAGCUGGAGCAAAGGUUGCUCUCUGGUCGCGUCCAACUGGACAGCUUAGUCAAGUCACUCAAAACCACCCAGGAGGAAAUUACUCAGGCUCGCAGUAAGCUGUCACUGAUCCAGGACAAUCAGAAGGAAUUGAGCAGAACCAUUGAGCAGUACAAUAACGCUUUGAGUGAAAUCAGCAGGGGGAACUUCAGCAACCUGCCGGACUUGAGUGAAGGCUUCGCUGAGAGGGAAAAUGGAGGUUUCAGAACCACGGAUACCUCCUUCAAGUCAAGGAUAGCCAUGUUCAACAACAGCAGUGCUAAGGAGCCUUCGGCAGACCCUUUCCAGACAGAAGACCCCUUCAAGUCCAACCUCCUGAAAGAUCCAUUUGGAGAAGAUCCUUUCAAAGAAAAUGAUCCCUUCAAAGGUACCUCAUCUGAUGAUUUUUUUAAGAUGACCGACAAGUCAAACUUGUUUGGAUCUGCAGACCCUUUUGGGAGGAAACCCCCGCCUCCAGCCAAGCCAAGAUCUUUCAGCAGUGCGGACCGCUUCAAAUCAAGCAGCCCAAAACCAGAUUUAUUAGGAAAAACGGACCCCUUUGGGAGCAGUUCCUUAGGAGGAAAGGGAGGUGGAUUUGCUGACUUUAGUAAGAUGUCAAAGAAGUCCGAUAAUCCUGUGGUUCCAGCAAAGAAAAAUGUGUCUAACCGGCCUGCACCCCCUUACGGAACUGAGAAAGUGAAGGUAAGAGCGUGUCAGGGUGUGGUGAUCAAUCCUCUGCAUGUGAGCAGCUUCUUUGCGCUGAAUUAUCUGAAUGAUGUGAUUGAUGUGCAGUUAUUGCUUAUAAGUUUGCUCUGCUGCAGUGAUUCAGUUUGGGGAAGCGUGAGCAUAUAGCUUUUGUAUUAGCAUAGAAUUGCUAUUUGUAAAAAAAGAAAAUCUUUUAAGCUUUUAAUUUAGCUUUUUUUUGCUUGUUGUGAUCUGUAAUUAUCUUUGCAUCAUUUUUAUUGUUUUUAUUUUGCAGCUAAUGAUGUUAAACUGUAUUUUUAGUCUACCUUUGUCCAAUGUGUGUGCUAUGCCAGUCUUUUUUUUUAAUUUUCAAAUCUAACAUUAGUAUUUAUGCUGUAGUUUGGAAGUGAGAACCAGCAGCUGGAGUGGGCCAAGCGGGAGAGUGAACGUGAGGAGCAGGAGAGGCGGAGGAGGCUGCGGCUGCAGGAGCAGCA
This is a messenger RNA of Austrofundulus limnaeus, 2883 nucleotides long. Its product is annotated as epidermal growth factor receptor substrate 15-like 1. The record is from RefSeq and is a predicted model, not a curated record. Gene Ontology annotation, cellular component: plasma membrane; cytoplasm; clathrin coat of coated pit. The coding region runs from base 38 to 2557 and encodes 839 amino acids. Gene Ontology annotation, biological process: endocytosis; endosomal transport. The transcript is spliced from 23 exons. Gene Ontology annotation, molecular function: cadherin binding; calcium ion binding. Lineage: Eukaryota; Metazoa; Chordata; Actinopteri; Cyprinodontiformes; Rivulidae.